AUGAACGCUGGCUCGAGCUUUGAAGGAAAGGUGGAACUUCUGGUGGCGGUUGCAGAUAGCCAUGUCUGGACUGUGUGGGAAUCGCUGCAGGUAUGUAUCACCUCUGUUGGACUGCAGGCGCCGUGGCGGGCGGCCAGGUGGCAGGGAUUGUUCACCGCUACAACCGACCCCAAAUAUGCCCAGCUAGUUGACGCUGAUGGAAGAAAAUCCUUCAAGGCUUUGAUAUCAAAUUGA
Messenger RNA from Penicillium cosmopolitanum, 234 nucleotides. RefSeq lists its product as uncharacterized. Bases 1 to 234 code for a protein of 77 amino acids. The transcript is spliced from 2 exons. The record is from RefSeq and is a predicted model, not a curated record. NCBI's taxonomy places the organism in Eukaryota, Fungi, Ascomycota, Eurotiomycetes, Eurotiales, Aspergillaceae.